This is a messenger RNA of Fusarium verticillioides 7600, 3822 nucleotides long. RefSeq lists its product as hypothetical. Gene Ontology annotation, molecular function: protein binding. The transcript is spliced from 3 exons. The coding region runs from base 1 to 3822 and encodes 1273 amino acids. The record is from RefSeq and is a predicted model, not a curated record. Lineage: Eukaryota; Fungi; Ascomycota; Sordariomycetes; Hypocreales; Nectriaceae.
AUGAGCGACGGAAUACACAUACAGAAGACUGUAAAUGCCGGCCAUAUUGAAAUUGCCCAGCAGAUCAAUAAUCUCUACGAUACAGAUGGAAGAAAGGCCUCAUGUCUUGAAGAUCUCUAUAUAACGGACCCUGUUGCCGAUAAGAAACGCAUAGAAGCCGAUAAAGGCGGUCUGCUCAAAGAUUGUUACAGAUGGAUCAUAUACAAUGACAAUUUCUUGCAAUGGCGCUCCGAUCCAGAACAACAUUUACUCUGGAUCAGAGGCGACCCCGGAAAAGGCAAGACGAUGCUUCUAGCUGGGCUUAUCACAGAGCUAGAGGAAGCGUCAGACGCUGGUAUCUUUUACUUCUUCUGCCAAGCGACACAACCUCUUCUGCGAACCGCAUCGUAUGUGCUUCGCGGUCUUAUUUGGUCCAUCGUUUGCAAGCGACCGGCUUUAAUCUCCUACGUUCGCAAGGAAUACGACCAAGCUGGUAAAAGCGUGUUCAGUAACCACAACGCUUGGCAAGCGUUAUCCAGAAUUCUUACUGCGAUCCUCGAGGAUAGGGUAUCUGCGGAUUUUAUUAUCAUCGUUGAUGCUUUGGACGAGUGCACAGAAGGUCGCGAGAAGCUUAUUGGCUUCAUUAGCCAGUGUUCAGUUUCAAGCAAAGCCAAAUGGAUCAUCUCCAGCCGCAAUUGGCCUGACAUAGAAUCACAGCUUGAUGGAACACAAAGCCAAGUUCGAUUACACCUGGAACUCAACCACGCUUCAAUCUCCAAUGCAGUCCUUCGAUUCGUUAAUCGCAAGGUUGACCAGCUCAAUUCAACUUACGAUGAGUCUGCUCGAGUCCAGAUUCGCAACCAUCUUCUUGACAACGCUAAUGACACAUUUCUUUGGGUUGCUUUGGUAUUUCAAGAACUGGAAAAGCCCGGUGUUAAUAACUACCACGUUUCCAACAUCCUAAAACGCUUCCCAGCUGGGCUAAACGAGCUUUACGCAAGGAUGGUAUGCGACAUCAAAGAGCGAGAUAUGCACUGGUGUAGAGCUAUCCUUGCCGUGAUUGCUGUUGCUAUAAGACCCCUGAGUCUUCAGGAGCUAGCCGCGGCUGACGAAACCCUUACCGAGUGGGUUGAAGACGAAAAAGUUCUAUCAAACCUCGUUACAUCUUGUGGCUCUCUCUUGACCAUCAGAGAGCAUAGAGUCUACACUGUUCAUCAGUCGGUCAAUGACUUCUUGCGCAAUACACCCAAGGUCUUACCUGCAAGUAUAGGGCAACAACAUUACUCCAUCUUCAACUGCAGCAUGAAGGCCAUGCACAAUCGGCUUCAUCGAAAUCUCUGUGGAUUCAAAGACAGUUGUGUCUUGAUCGAUGAGAUGGAUAUUUUGCCCAGUGCUCCUCUAACUAUUGCUGGAUAUGCUUGUGUCUACUGGGUUGAUCACUUCUGUGCAUGGCUUCUGACCGACAAUCGACACCAAAACAGCUUGUGUUAUGAUAUAAUAACCAAAUUCGUUGAGACGAAGUACCUCUACUGGCUUGAGGCUAUGAGUCUUUUGCGUUGUACCUCAGAGGCAGUUAAGGCAAUGCAGAGACUGGAAGAUAAGUUGGGAGGCAGAGUUUCUGAAGAGUUAAGGCUUCUGGUCCAAGACGCUGUACGGUUCGCUUCCACGCACAGAGCCAUUAUGGAUGCUUCACCACUUCAACUCUAUGACUCGGCUUUGAUAUUCACUCCCCAACUCAGCAAGAUAAAGGGAUGUUUUAGUCAAGAAAUCAGCAAAUCUAUAGACGUAUUCUCCCCCGACUUCCAACAUUGGGACGCCUGCCUCCAUACUAUUCCGGGUAUAGAAAAUUAUCCCCACGGGAACUCGCUCAUGAUUGAAUUUUCACCUGAUGGUGGGCAGGUCGCAACACGUAAUAGCGACCACAGUAUACUCUUGAUUGACGCUUCCACCGGUGAGCUUAUCAAGUCGACUGAUACUCCUGGAGGAUACCUGCACGGGUUUACAUUCCAUCCAAGUGGAGAUUCAUUAGUCAUAUUAUCUAGCGACCCAGGAGAUGUACCGAAAAUCUCCGUCUUGCGUCUGCCUAAUGGGGAAUGCAGUAAAUCUUUUCCAGUUCAUAGAAUUAGCAUUCCAAGGUCUCUAUCGGUCUCUCCAGACGGACAAUUACUUGCAUUAGCAUCAGACUUCAACGACGUCGAUAUUUGGAAUAUAGCAACUGAAACAAAAAUUGACAGCUGCCUUAUGAAUCCACGGUCCAAUGUUAAAUACAUUGCUUGGAUACAUACACCUUCUCAUCCACAGGCUCUCUUGAUUCUUGGAGAUGCCGAUAUCUCCAUUUGGGGUCUUGAUGCGAGACAGCGAAUAUCCAAGCUAAUGUCGCUGGCGCGCAUGGGAAGGUUUUUUGACGUUGUCACGAUUAGCUGUGAUCGGACAUGCUGUGCUGUGUUCCAAAACAGCGAAGAGUUCCUAUUGUACUCGUGGGGGUCAUCCAUAACCGUGCAGAAGAUUGGGCGAUUCGACCAGCAAAAGGAUGUAUAUGAUGCAACAUGGGUAGGAGACAAUUCAGUAGCCAUUUGUGGCGACUUCGGCAUCGAAAUAUGGGAUACCGAAGCGAAGAGAAUGAUAGCGCAUCUACACGGCGAUCCUGCUACCGUAAUACGCUAUGGGAAGAAUUGUCAACUUGCUUCGCUUGGGCUUGAAAACCACACUCUCAAGAUCUGGAGCCUAGACACAAUCCUGAGCCAUUCAGAACCUACGACCCAACAGUCUGCCAGUGUAUUCAAGGGACUUAUCACAUCUCCAAGGGGUAAGGUCGCUGUCAUCAGUGAUAACGGAAACUUCGACAUGUUGAGCAUAGCAGUCGAUGGCAGAUUUCUCCAUCUCCCCCAGACACUUCAAAACUCGCUCCGGAGGUUGUAUUACAGAUUUGAGUCACUAGCAUUUGGUCAAGAUGACUACUUUGCCGUCCUCACCGACCGUGGUGCCAUUGAUAUUUUUAAUUUCGACCACGAUAGAGGCCUCUACUACCGCGAGCGACGGAUUGGAAAGCACCUUCACCUGGCUUUUAAACACGUUACGGAUUACGAUUUGAUCAUUCAGUUUUGGGGACAAGAUCAGAUCAUAUCUUGCAGUAAUAGCAUCAAGUUUUGGGAUCUUAAGACAGGCAAAUGCUUGCGGAAGGUAUCUAAUCCAAUGAAUCUUUAUGAGCCCAUAUCAACCAUUACAGCCGACGGCCGAAUCGCUGGGCGCGAACCUUUUUCUCAGGAAUUAGUGAUAUGGGACAUCAUGAGCGGAAAGAAAACCAAGUGCUUUGACUUAAAAGUUCUACAAUCCGAUCGUUUUAGUCUCAUAGAAGUUUCGGACAUUUCGCUCUCUUCUAGUGAUAUACUUGCGAUCUCUGCACGGGCUUCGAACCAGAGCUUUAUAGCCAUUGGAAACGCGAAAGAUGGCACCUGGAUUCGGAGUUACCUUCUGAAUGACACCCCUCCAAUUUUGAACUUUCUGACCCCUAAGCUACUCGAUACGGGUUUUGGCGUUCUCGGAUGCGACAUGGAACUCGGUUCUCAUAAUGAUAGUUCUCAGGACUCUGAGGGCGGUAGUUCCAAGGAUAUACCAACAGUGGACGCAGAAUAUCACUGGGAUCCGCGUUACCUCAGACUAUCCUACUCUAAAACCGAAGCGUGGCUCAUGAAGGGUUCUAGGAGAGUAUUGUGGAUUCCUCGUCAGGAUGUCGAUCCACGCCUGUUCUCGAUUCGCACAGACUUGGAGGCAGGCAAAUCAAAGGUAACACUGGUUCAUGAGAGGUGUUUGUUUAUAUUAACUAUCAAGAUGGAUUCGAUCUAA